Armigeres subalbatus is the source of this 2471-nucleotide messenger RNA. Its product is annotated as reticulocyte-binding protein homolog 2a-like. The record is from RefSeq and is a predicted model, not a curated record. The transcript has 2 exons. NCBI's taxonomy places the organism in Eukaryota, Metazoa, Arthropoda, Insecta, Diptera, Culicidae. The coding region runs from base 1122 to 2471 and encodes 449 amino acids.
GUAGAAAAGGGGUUUGCCACUAUUGAACCUGGAUCUAAUCCGCCUUUUCCACUGGAGACUUUGAUCAAUCAAGAACGUGUGUGAAUUUAACAGUAGUUAUAAAAAGUUGAAUUCCAUUUUAAAGUGAAAGCCAUUAUCAAAUUUUGAGUGGCAUAAUAGUGGAAAAUAAUUCUAUCAUAGAUAAAGGAAAAUUUGAGCCAGGACCCAUUAAGUGUUGGCUUGGACCCUGAGCCAGUGUGUGACCACGUUGUCAGUGCCACCGCCAACUCAUAGCCUCGGAGAAUAGGCUCCAAUCCCGUGACCCUGUCGGUUCGCCAAGCACGUGUGGCGAUAUCCUGUAGCGAGGUCUGCCCUAUCCCUGUGCUACGACCCACGAGAGAAAGAUACCGUGAUUGACAUCCCGCGCGAUAUCGGACGCCCCCAAGCGCAUGCGAUUCCACGAUUCCGAUUACGCCGCAACGCCCAGAUUUGCCCAGAAACCCCCACCAUCGCCGGCCGGCCCAGCUAACACUCACACACCUACACUAAAAGUAAGUUCAAUAAAAAAAAUAGACUAAAAGUGAAAGAAAAACUGAGUGUUUGAACUUCUGAUCAGCGCAAAGAGCCGACCCUGAAAAAAGAGUUUGGGAACCCCUGGUGGCAAGGCCUGUGAGGUCUCGUCCCCAGCGUCCGCUUUGGUUAGGUCCCCGUAGUGAGAGUACCCGCGAUAAUAAUUGGCGCCCAGCUAAAAGAGAAGCGAAACUGAUCAGAAGUUCAAAGGGAGUGCGAAAGAUUGUAGAACUACCUAAUUUAUCAAAAAUAGCUUAUCAGGUGCUUGGGUUGGUGAAUAGGUAGGGUAUCUGAUCUGUGUAGUGCGAGACACACUUUCUGCAGAAAUCACUGCUAGAGCUGCGCUUCUACUAGUGCGCGAACGUCGUUUAGAAUAAUUAAUUUGAAGCAAAGUGUGCUAAAUAGGUGCGCGCGAACAAAUUCUAGAAUUUUUUAAUUUAAUUUUUUUUCAUUAAUGGGUCUUGACUCAACAAUAUCAUAGAAUAAGCAAUUUUCACGAACGCUACCUCUCUCGGUUAAAUAAAAAUACGAGCUGUACAUCAGACAGUGUGACUGUGUUGAAUUUUGAAGAAAUGGAUUUGCAAUCGGCAUACCGACACAUGGAAGUGUCUCAUCUCGCCAUAGACGAGGUGGAACAUGAGCUUUUGAUUAGGAAUUUGUUAUUUCACUUUGAUGACCAUGAGAGUGUCAAACGGCGCAAAUUGAAAGAUAGGAUGAAGGAAGAAAGGAGUGUAGGGAUUAACGCUACAGCAUUUGCUAGAACGUGGAGAACGGCAAAGGAAGAAAUUAGCAUUAUAAGAUCACGAAUACAAGUUAUCCGUGGAAUUUUCGAGAACCCUAAGGCUGAUGCUAGGCAGAGGGAAAAAUUGAGAACCCGUGUUGUACACUACCGCGUACGAAUUGGACAGUUAGCGAGAGCAAUAGAUGCUCGUAAAUUUUUAGCAGAAAUAAAUGAAAUCGAAAACCAAAUAGACGAGAUUAUUGCAACUCAUUUUCCAUCAUCGAACUCAAAAACCGACACAAGCAAGAUUAGGCCGCUAGGAGAGAAACUAACAGAAGUUUUAGAUGAGGUUCGCACUGAGAUCGCAACCUUGAAUGAUACGGUUGCUACUCUCGAAGGUGGGGAUGAUGGGGGAGAGUUAGAUCAGACAAGUGGAGGAGCGAUGAGCGUUUUAGCUCAGAAGAAAAGUGAAAUGGAAUUAUCAAGAAAAAGGACAGAGGAAAUUUUGGGAAAGCUGAACGAAUACGAACCAGGAAAAGAGAAGGAAUUCGAGUAUUUGAUUGCUGCGUUCAAAGAUUUCGUUGUUCAUACGUCUGAGCAGCAAAGACUAAAAAGGGAACAAGAAAUCAGAAAAGAACAGGAAAAUUUGAAAGAAAUGGGAAAUCGAAUAAAGAGGAAACAAAAUCUAGAACGACUACUAACUGAAUUAAACGAAAAUAUGAAUCAAUCAGAGGUUGUUUUCUCUGGAUUUACAGAAGGCACAAAAGAGACGCCUCAUUCAAACUCAGAAUCCGAAAGUCAGGAAACAAUUAAAAAGAAUAAAAUAAAAAUCGGUUCAAAUACCGUAGCUUCCAGUACUGCUGGAAAUAGUAAGAGUGGAAACAAAGUUGAGUUUCAUAGAGAAACUGAACACUCAAUGGAAAGCGCCAUUGAAGAAAGUGAGAGCUCAAUGAUUUCAAAGAAGAAAGACAUCAGAAUGAAAGGAAAAAUGAAAAACAGUAGAAAGGACAUAAGAAAGAAAAAGAAGAAACACGUAAGCUCCACUUCGUCCGAAAAAACUCUCUCGUCGGAUUUCUCUCAGAGUACAGAAUUUUCGAGUUCUAGUAGCUCUAUGGACUCAUCGGAAGAAGAAAGUAGGGGAAAGAAGAGAUCGAAGAAGAAGCAUAAGAAAACAAGAAAGGCAAUUAAAGGAUACCUGUAG